AUGUCUUCUGCGGCCGAACAGCUAGCCUUCUUGAUCCCAGUAACCGUCGUUGAAACGUUCGCAGUGACGGCGACCCGCAUGGUGCCUGAACAGAAGCCUACCUCCGUCUUUCUCUAUGCGUUAGGAUUGAAUCUCGUCCUGCUAGCAAUAUGGAACAUCUUCGUCUGGCCAUUUUUAGUCAAUCCUCUGCGACACCUACCCACAGUCCGAGGCCCCUUCAUCGGGGCAUCCAUCUUUCUCCGCCAUCCGCGUGGCAGCGUCACGAUUCCAUGGCUUAGGACCAUCCCUAACGAAGGCCUGAUCCACUUUCGUGAAGGCCUGAACCGUAGUUUUUUGCUCGUGACCAACCAGCGGGCUCUGAUGGACGUUCUCCAUACCAACAGCUACGACUUCACCAAGCCGCGCGGCGGGCGUGAGUUCCUCGCCCGCGGCCUCGGGUAUGGCCUCAUCCUCUCUGAAGGAGACGCCCAUCGGGCCCAACGCAAAGCCGUCACCCCGGCCUUUGCAAUCAAGAACAUCCGCGCCAUGUACGAUCUUAUGUGGUCCAAGACCCAGAUCUUCCUGCAUCAGCUGGACCGCGAAAUCCAGCUACACCCCGUCCCCGGCAUGAAAAGCGGCGCAUCGGGGUACGUGGAGCUUGGAUCAUGGGCCAGCCGUCUAACGCUCGACAUCAUCGGCCCCGCAGCCGUUGGUCGCGAUUUCCAGUCGCUGGAGAACGAGGACGACCCGGUCUCGCAGGCAUACUCUGCGAUUCUGAAGCCGUCCUCGGACACUCUUCUACUCUUUGCCCUCUCCGUCCUCUUCCCGCAGUGGCUCGUCAAACUCGUCCCCGUCCGAGCCAACAUCGAGCUCCCCCGUCGAAUCAGCUACCUCCGCCGCGUGUUCCACGACAUCCUCCGCGAGAAACGCACACAGCUCACCGAGAAGCCCUCCGACGUCGACGGUGAUAUCCUGGGCACCAUGAUGCGCGGCGGCGAAUUCAGCGACAGCGAGCUCGUCGACCAAAUGCUGACAUUUCUCGCGGCCGGCCAUGAAACAACCGCCAACGCCCUCACCUGGGCCAGCUACCACCUCGCCCUGAACCCGCACAUCCAGGAGACGCUCCGGGCCGAGAUCCGCGCUACGGUCCCCUCCGCCGACGCCGCCGUCACCUGGCAGCAGCUCGAAAGCAUGCCCUAUCUCAACGGCGUCAUGCACGAGGUCCUGCGCCUGUACCCCACCGUGCCCAUGACCGGCCGCGAGGCCAUCCGCGACACCACCAUCGCCGGGCAGAAGAUCCCCCGCGGAACCAUCAUCAGCAUUUGUCCGCAGUCCGUCAACCGCAGCCCCGAGUUCUGGGGCGACACCGCAGACGACUUCCGCCCCGAGCGCUGGAUCGACACCGACCCGGUGACGGGGAGACAGACGCCGAAUAAGCACGGCGGCGCGGGCACGAAUUUCGCGCAGAUCACGUUCCUGCAUGGGCCGCGCGCGUGUAUCGGGAAGGACUUUGCAAAGGCGGAGUUUCGGUGCGCGGCGGCGGGUUUGUUUGGUCGGUUCAAGGCUGAGCUGCAGGAGGGGUGUGUGGUCAAGUUUGGGGGGACGUUGACGGCGCAGCCUGUCAGAGGGAUGCCGUUGCGGUUGACUCGGUUGGAGGGAUGGUGA
Messenger RNA from Aspergillus terreus NIH2624, 1644 nucleotides. Its product is annotated as cytochrome P450. The record is from RefSeq and is a predicted model, not a curated record. The transcript has 4 exons. Gene Ontology annotation, molecular function: monooxygenase activity; iron ion binding; heme binding. Bases 1 to 1644 code for a protein of 547 amino acids. NCBI's taxonomy places the organism in Eukaryota, Fungi, Ascomycota, Eurotiomycetes, Eurotiales, Aspergillaceae.